ACGGAAGAGGCUCAGCAGUCACCCUGCCUGCAGCAGAGAGCAUGAAUACACGACAUUGAUCUACAGAUAUGUCUGCAGGUUGUGUGAGGUGGAUGCUAAUCCAUGCAGUCAGAGCUGUGUGUGGUGGCAGCCGCGGCUACUGGACACCAGCAUCAAGAUUUACCAUAUUCAGUGAAAAAUCCAACAUAAUUGCUUCUUCCUGGAGAUGGUCUCCUUUGUCCACAGCUGCAGAUAACACAGAACAGACCCCCGCACCAAAGAAAAAAAAGCAUGAUCCCCGAACUCAAGCCACAUUCAGCAACGUUGGCCGUAGCAUCCCGCAGCAUGAGAUACAGGUGCUCAGUGAGACAGGCGAGAACCUGGGCAUCAUGCACCGAGCAAAUGUGAUCAAAAUCAUGGACAAGCAGGGGCUCAAACUGGUACUGCUCAGUGAAAAGGAAAAUCCUCCCGUCUACCAGCUGAUGAGCGGCAAACAGAUCCACGAAGAGAAGAUGAAACUGCGGGAGAAGCAAAAAGCAAAACCAGCCCCGGUGCAGUUGAAAGAGCUCUCCUUUUCAGCUGGCAUCGCAGCUCAUGACCUCUCCACCAAGCUGAAACAAGUGGAGAGUUGGCUGGAGAAGAAGAAUCAUGUUAGACUGACUCUGCGAUCAGGACGCUGGACACCUUCAGACAAGCUGGACACAGCUCUGGAGCAGAUUGUGCAGCAAAUGGAAAUGACGGUGGGAUUUGUUUCCACGCCAAAAGUCAUACAAGACGGUAAAGCAGCCAUGUGCAUCAUCAGACCUCCUUCAGCAAAAGAACUGUCUAAAGAGAAGAAGAACAAGUCCACAGCUUCGCAGUCUGCUGACUCAAAUUCAGAAGCUGCCGAGAGCAAAACGGCUCCCGUUAGCGGCGCGGACACAGCAGAAGGGUCCACACAGCAGUGAGCAGAUGGAAAUAAAACAUUCUCAAAAAAACCCAACGGAAGUCUGUGCUUAAAUGUCACAGUUUGGUUUACAUUCCCUCAGCAGGCUCUGUUUGUAGUGUGGUAUGUACGUAUCUAACAAAGCUUAAUAAUGCAUAAUAAUAACCAUCCAUCACAGCCACACUGGUACCAAAACAGUGUGCAUGUGCGUUUUUUUGAAUGAAUAGAUCUACAUGUUUGGACACUGAACGAGAAAGUAUCACAGCCAAUAUUUAGCUUAAUAACUGGCUAGCUAGUCGCUUUUAUUUUGACUAACAGAGGUUAUAGUUAAGACUGAAUUUAAUUGAUAAGCGCAAGUUCCCAUUAACAGGUUUUAUCAAUAAAAACACACAGCUGGGGUCAUCUCAACACUCAAAACACAAAAUUUUAUACUACUGUUCUUAUGAGGACGUUGUUCUGAUUGUGAGAAGAACUGUGACACACACCAAACACAGUCCUUAAACGCACCUUAG
Plectropomus leopardus (leopard coralgrouper) is the source of this 1416-nucleotide messenger RNA. RefSeq names its product mitochondrial translational initiation factor 3 (gene mtif3). NCBI's taxonomy places the organism in Eukaryota, Metazoa, Chordata, Actinopteri, Perciformes, Serranidae. The record is from RefSeq and is a predicted model, not a curated record. Gene Ontology annotation, cellular component: mitochondrion. Gene Ontology annotation, biological process: ribosome disassembly; mitochondrial translational initiation. Gene Ontology annotation, molecular function: translation initiation factor activity; ribosome binding.